AAAGAAACCGCAAGCAAAGGAAAAUAUGAUUUUCAAUUGACAACAAUUAAAGGUUAUGAAGAAAAAUGGAAACUUUUAGAAAAACUGGAAAAUAAAACACAAGAAAUUGAUGACAAAAUCGAAGAACAUUUCGAAGAAAUACGUAUAUGUUUUAGAACGGAUGUUUUUGAUCCUACACAUUGGGAUCUAUAUGCGGCCGCCAAUGAAGAUUUGUGCACUCUUUAUAUGGAACACAAUAAGGAAUUAUGUUUGAUGGCCGGAAAUUCUGUUUUCAAUGUGGGCUUAAGGAGACGUGUUUCAUCAGUUAUGGUGGAACGUUUAAAAGAAUUUGAGUCUAAAAUCGACAGCAUGAUCGAUAAGUUAAAGGAAAUCAAGCAGAUGGCCAAUAAGGCCUCAGGAAAGCAGAAAUGUAUUGAAUAUAUAGUAAAUGAUAUUGAAGAAAAUACGCUGCUCUUUAGAUAA
Messenger RNA from Lucilia sericata (common green bottle fly), 462 nucleotides. RefSeq lists its product as uncharacterized. The transcript has a single exon. The annotation marks the transcript as partial. Lineage: Eukaryota; Metazoa; Arthropoda; Insecta; Diptera; Calliphoridae. The record is from RefSeq and is a predicted model, not a curated record.